UUUUUUGUUGUGUUCAUCAUCGUCGUAUAGAGUUGGUUGUUUUGAAAAAUUUCAACAAUUGAAAUGUUCAUUCUACGAAGAUCUCAACAGAAAUUAAAAGUGCCAUCAAUAUGGUUUUUCAUCUUUGGCUUUUAUAUCAUCAUCCUCAUGAAUCACAGCAUAUUAACAUGUGCUAAACCAAGUAAAUCAAAAAAAUCUCAACCUAAAACUAAAUUCGUUGUAGUCGAUACAGCCAAAUAUUUACCGUUAAUAAAGGAACAUGCUUCUCCCAAUACAUUAGCAGCAAUUGCCGAAGCCGAAGUACAAGAAUCAGCAAAACAUUAUACGCAUAAAAAACCUAAAUAUCAUAAAAUGUAUCCAGAAUCACCGCAAGCUGUGCCACAUUCAUUGAAACAAAUUGCUGGACAUUAUUCAAACAUUUAUCAACCACCAUUUCCAUACAAAAAAGUCAGACAUCAUCAUUAUCAUCCGAUAGUGUUGUAUAAAAAGAAAAAAAUACCGGGCAAAUAUUGGCACGAGGCUCAACGACGAUUAGUGACCAAACAUGGAGGCUUAGACAUACUUGGAGACAUCGUUCAAUUGCCAAAUGGCCGUGUAUUGGAUGGAAAUCUUGGUCAAAAUGUUCCCAAUUUCAAUGAUGGCUAUUUCAAACCAUGGGAAUUGAGAGCUCGAUUAAUGAAACAACAACGUGAAUUGGUCAAAAGUCUAAUCAAAGCAUUAAUACGUUUGGCAAGAGAUCCACCAGCAACAGGUUCAUUCAUAGUGAAAGAGAUUGAUAUGCUCGAUUAGAAUA
Messenger RNA from Dermatophagoides farinae (American house dust mite), 793 nucleotides. RefSeq lists its product as uncharacterized. The record is from RefSeq and is a predicted model, not a curated record. NCBI's taxonomy places the organism in Eukaryota, Metazoa, Arthropoda, Arachnida, Sarcoptiformes, Pyroglyphidae.